AGCCCAGACUCAUCAGAGGCUUCCAGCCCGUAAACGAUCACGGUAACUUCCGAUUUCCGAAACCGAAACGGACCUGUCACCGUUUCAAAUCCGAAGGAAGGUAGAGAGUGUUCCAUUCUGUUUACUUGAUUCAUUUCAUCCGCAUCACAAGAAAAGCAACAAUGGCGAAAAACAAAAGCCCCCAACUCACACAUAAAAAUUCACACCAACAUCCUAUGACUGACUGAUAUACCUUCUCAUACACACUACAAAUCUCUCUUAUUGAUCCCCUAAAACCCUAGAAAUUCACCACAAAUCUACUCUGUUUUCUCUCUCAUUCAAACCUUCUUGUCACCUUCUGAUUCAAUUUAAUUAAUUAAUUAAUUUAUUUAUUUCAAUCUCAAGUUCAUCAAUUGUGAGGCCACAGCCAUGGUGGUCUGCAAAUGCCGCAAGGCGACGAAGUUGUACUGUUUUGUACACAAGGUUCCUGUUUGUGGAGAAUGCAUGUGUUUCCCUGAGCAUCAAAUAUGCGUGGUCCAAACUUACUCGGAAUGGGUAAUAGAUGGAGAGUAUGAUUGGCCUCCUAAAUGCUGCCUAUGUCAUGCUGUGAUUGAAGAGGGGAUCGAUCCUCAAACUACUCGAUUGGGUUGCUUGCAUAUUAUACAUACAAAUUGCUUGGUUUCACAUAUUAAAGGUUUUCCUCCGCAUACUGCUCCAGCAGGAUAUGUCUGUCCUGCCUGUUCUGUCCCGAUAUGGCCUCCAAAAAGUAUUAAAGAUUCUGGAUCUCGACUUCAUUCAAAGCUAAAGGAAGCAAUCAUGCAGACUGGUCUAGAAAAGAAUUUGUUUGGAAAUCAUCCAGUUUCCUUGCCGGCAACAGAAUCCCGUACCCCUCCUCCUGCUUUUGCCUCAGAUCCGCUGAUGCAUGCAACUUCUACUGAAGGCAGCUCAUCAAUGAUAGGAAAAGAUGUCGCAGGAUACGCAGCUGCAACCGGAAUGGGCUCUAAUGAUAUUGUGGAGAUUGAUGGCCCUAGUUCAGCGAAUCCAUCUCUAUCUAAUCAGCACUCCAAUUUCAUGAAAAGUGCAAGUCCUGCUGGUCCUGGUGCUACUACGCGGAAGAGUGCAUUCCAAGUUGACCCACAAAAUUCUGAAACUUCAUAUUAUGCUGAUGAUGAAGAUGGGAAUUGGAAGAAGUACUCACGAAGGGGUACUUUGCGUAAUAAGUUUCUCAGGGCAUUGCUACCUUUCUGGUCCAGUGCAUUACCAACUCUACCAGUAACAGCACCUCCACGAAAAGAUGCAUCAAAUGCAGAUGAUGUCCCACAGGGUCGUGUGCGGCAUCAAAGAUCUUCAAGGAUGGAUCCAAGAAAAAUCCUUCUCAUCAUAGCCAUCAUGGCAUGCAUGGCUACGAUGGGUAUUCUUUACUACAGAAUUGCACAACGUGGAUUUGGUGAGGACUUGGCCGAGGAUGAGCAACAGGUGAUCUAGUUUUAUACUUGAAAGAGGUGGUGGUGAUGAUGCCCUGGAUGAAAGCUAAUAUUAUUUUCUCACGUUCAAACUAUCUUGGUUAAUUUUGCUUACUGAGCUCCUCCCUUUUGAUCACCUCUUCCCUCCUGUGGAAAUCUUUGCUUGAUUUGCCAUGAAACAUACACAAGAUCAAGAUCCUCUGUUAUAGGGAAAUUUUCAAUUCUCUCUCUUUUGACAGCAAAAUGUUGUGUUCUUUCUUGGUCAUCCAAUCUCAUUCUUUCUUUCCUUUUUUGUUUGUUUUUUUUGGGUGUGUUUUUCUGGUUUUUUGGUUUUUGGUUUUUGGUUUUUUUUUUUUUGAGUUGAAUGGGAGAGCUGAAUCAAGGGAAAAUUUAUUUCUUCAAAUUGUUCUUUUUUUAAUAUAAGUAAUUAAUUCCAGCUAAUAAACCUGCAACAAUGAAAGUAGUGUGGAUUGAUUUUAUUUGAAAUAUCAAAUUCUGUAUCU
Messenger RNA from Camellia sinensis, 1945 nucleotides. RefSeq lists its product as uncharacterized. The record is from RefSeq and is a predicted model, not a curated record. NCBI's taxonomy places the organism in Eukaryota, Viridiplantae, Streptophyta, Magnoliopsida, Ericales, Theaceae. Gene Ontology annotation, cellular component: Golgi apparatus.